Molecule: messenger RNA, 891 nt
Organism: Colletotrichum costaricense
Lineage: Eukaryota; Fungi; Ascomycota; Sordariomycetes; Glomerellales; Glomerellaceae
Product: inositol monophosphatase
Exons: 2
Coding region: 1-891 (296 amino acids)
Biological process (GO): signal transduction; inositol metabolic process; phosphatidylinositol phosphate biosynthetic process
Molecular function (GO): inositol monophosphate 1-phosphatase activity
Source: RefSeq, a predicted model, not a curated record
AUGGCGGACCUCAACCUCCAAGAAAUCCACGACACCCUCCUCGAGAUCGCGACCGAGGCGGGCAAGAUGAUCAUGUCCGCGAACCCGGCCUCAAUCGACCAGGACACCAAGCUCAACUCCGUCGACAUCGUAACCGAAACAGACCAAGCCGUCGAGAAAAUGGUCUCCACCCGCCUCUCCCAACGCUACCCCACCAUCGCCUUCAUGGGCGAAGAAACCUACACAAAAGGAACCCGCCUCGGCCCCGAACCUACCUUCGUCGUCGACCCCAUCGACGGCACCACAAACUUUGUCCACUCCUUUCCCGACGCCUGCAUCUCGUUAGGUCUAGCCGUGGACCACGUCCCCGUCGUGGGCGUCAUCUACAACCCCUUCCAGGACCUCCUGUUCACGGGCAUCAAGGGUAAGGGGAGCUACAUGCGCCGCGCCGGUGGUCCGGCACAGAAACUGCCCCUCGCCAAGAACCCUAUCCCCCUGAAAGGCCUGGACUCGGCGCUGCUGGCGUGCGAGUGGGGGUCUACCCGCGACGGACCCAACUUCGACCUGAAGGCCGAGACGUUCAAGAAGUUGGCGGCGACGAAGGAGACGGGCGGCGCGAUGGUGCAUAGCAUGCGCGCCCUCGGCUCCGCGGCGCUGAAUCUUGCUGCCGUGGCGGCGGGACAGCUGGAUGCGUAUUGGGAGGGCGGGUGCUGGGCGUGGGACGUGUGUGCGGGUUGGUGUAUCCUGACCGAGGCGGGAGGCAUCAUGGCGGGCGGGAACCCGGGGGUGUGGGAGCCUGCUGUUGACGAGAGGGUGUAUCUUGCCGUGAGGGGAGCUCCGGGCGGGCAGAAGGAGCUUGUGGAGGAGUUUUGGGGGGUGAUGGGGGAUAAGAAGUUGGAUUACUCUGUUUGA